Gigantopelta aegis is the source of this 3739-nucleotide messenger RNA. RefSeq lists its product as uncharacterized. The record is from RefSeq and is a predicted model, not a curated record. Bases 1545 to 2267 code for a protein of 240 amino acids. The transcript is spliced from 2 exons. Lineage: Eukaryota; Metazoa; Mollusca; Gastropoda; Neomphalida; Peltospiridae.
CUGUCGUUUAACGUACGGCUAAUAUAACGCUGUAGAUAAUAGUGGUGCAGUGUGCAUUCUAUUUCGAGCAGACGAACAUUCGCAUUUUUAUUGAUUUUGUGAUCGUCACAGAUUUAUAUAUUAAUAUCAACUGGACUUUAACGUCUGCGGAUAUACAGUUUUGUAUGUGUGAACGUUUUCAGAUUAUGUUUAAUAUUUUUACUUUAAUAUGAUGUGACUAUAUAAAGUUAAAGUUUGUUUUGUUUAACGACACCACUGAAGAACAUUGGCGGAAUAUAUAGAUUAGACUGGUUAACAUAUCAAGAACAUGAAUAUUCACGUAAGACUAACUUCGACGUCUGCGUGAAUUAGUAGGCCUAUUUCUGAAUAAGAGAAUGGAAUGUGUGUUUGACAACUUCCCAGCUUAAUCAGUAAUCACUGAGUGUAUAACGACAAUUGGCACGGCUGUUGGAGAAGAAACCCGGAACCAUCACAUAAGGAACUCGAAGAGCAACAAGGAAUAUUUUAUAAGGUUUUUCCUCUCAAUUUGGACAGGACCUGUCAGGACGUUUGAAAAACCUAAUGUUGGAAGACAGCACCUACCAUAAUAUUUGACAUUUGAUAAAGCAAUCACUUAGAACAACAUAAAUUAGUAGACCCACUGCCGGAGAGCAACAAGGGACUAUUUUAUUAGAUCUUUCUUCACAAUCAGGACAACACCGGUGCUGCCAGGAAUUAAAAAAAAAAACACCUAAUGUUGGAAGACAGCACAUACCUUAACAUUUGAUAAACAAUAAUUUAGGAGAACAUAAGAUACUCCUGUCGAAUAGCAGCAAGGACUAUUUUAUAAGACGUUUCUUUUUAAUCAGAACACCUGCCAGGACUUUUGAAAAAAUUAAUGUUGGAAGACAACACAUACCAUAGCUUUUUUUUAUAUAUAUAAACCAAUCACUUAGGACAACUAUUACACCUACCACCGCUUUUUAUAAACCAAUAUGGUAUCAUUGUUUGGAACGGGAAAUUUAAUCACUUUGUGUUGAUCGAGGCUGCAGUAACAUGUGCUUAACUUCUCACUGACGGGGAAGAAUAUUAGAUGAGGCGAAAACAAGUAACUGACGAAAACACGUCACACACAAGUCGCCAAGACAACCGAAGAUCUAUACGUCUGGCUCGUUCCUCUUUUGUUACGUCUGUUAAAUCAUAAAAUCGGUAAUACUGGGCGCAGUUAAAAAGGCAUUACCCAUGUCGAGCUGUGCGAUUAUUAUUCGAGCUGUUCUCGUGAUCGAUAAAGCGUUGUGUUUAUCAUUUCACAACCACUAAACAAUCUCUGUUCACUUCUCACACCAAGAAGCCCACAUAAAUAAAACAUAAAAAACCCCAAACCGAAUGAAAACGAUAUCCGCAGCUGAAGCAGACGAUAAAUCUGUGGUCACGUGACCGGGUAGAAAAAGUGAAUGAAACCGAUAUUUCCACGGUGGUGAACUAACGACUGUCGAAUACUCAAAGGGCUCACUUGUGUACCGUCAGUGAGAAAAAUGGCUUAAGCUACACAAGAAAAAUGAAACAUGUCAGGACCGGAAGCUACAUCUAUGUCAAUGCGGUUUGGGUGUAGUAGGCUAAAGGAAAGAGUCUCGGACCGCAUGUCCCGAGAGGCCAAACUUGCCAUGGACAUGGCGAAACAAGACGCGCCGUGGAAAUUAUGUCCCAUCGACGAAAGCGAAACCGGAUCUUCCGGUUACAUUAGUGAAUCACCUGACCCCAGCGUCGGGAAGAGCCGACUGACUAAGACGGCUGGUACCGGACGUAGCCGAAUACCAAAGGAGACCGGUACCGGAAAUAGCCUAACAACUAAGGACACUUUUACCGGAAGUGACCGAUUGACUAGGGAGGCUGGUACUGGAAAUAGUAGCAGACCGAUUAAAGAUGUCGGUACUGGAAAUACCGGAACGACAAGGGCGGCCGAUACCGGAAAUAGCCGAUCGCUUAAAAAUGAAAAUACACCCGGGCGUCUUCGGUUUUUGGAUGUCUACGAAAAGGAAUCUGUGCCGAGGUUAACAGGCGAUAUAACCAAGCAGGAUUCAAACCCGGACACUCCCCCCAAGCGACGGUCUCUCUGUGGAGAUCAUCUCGCGUGUGCAAUGGAGAGUGUGGAGACGGUGGUUUAUGGAGAAAAACAAGAUGGCGGCGACGCAGACGACACUGUGUUACACGAAAAAGAGAUAAACAAAUCUCUGGAGAAAUGUCUUGUCUGGAUGAUAGUGAACAACCAGAACAAGAAAGAGACUUAGCGCGAGCACGUGGAUUAUUUCUUCUUCUUUGUUUUUGUUUGAUUUUUGUGUUUUUUUGUUAUCCAAUUUAGGUCCAAAUAAGCUGUUCUGGACACCUUAGCAGUCUUUCUGGAACCAAUUUCACAAAACAUCCAUUCAUUGGCGAAACAAAAUGAAAUUGUCAGUGACAUGUGACAAACGUUCACAGAGGUAUUCCUAGGAUUAUUCAACGCAAAACAAAAAUGAAAAACCCCCGAAAUAAUAACAUAACUGUCGCAAAUUUUAGGAAGAUGGGUGGGUGGGUGGGGGUGCUGGCCCCUAUGCCACCUUCCUUAAAUCCACCACUGGCAUCAUAAGUCUGAGUUUUCUAAGCUAGUCUUGAGAGAGGCAGUCCUCUUACGGGCAGUGCAAGAGUGAUGGAACAUCGUGUUACGUAUCUCCUAGAUGAUGAUGAUAACUGGUUUAACAUGCCCAUAUACCACUAGGGUUUCGAACACGCCCAUCCCGAGUCCGACCUCCGAUAAGAUCGGUGACCUGAGGAGUGUAGGUCCUCCUAAGGACGAGUACCUCAUAGUGGAUCAUGGAAGCGAUCACGACUUCGCCUAAAACAUCCUUUUAACUCUACUUUGUGCAGGGAUACGAUUUUCAUAUCGGAAUACGGUUUUGUCGUUCCACGUUUCCGACUAGUAUAGCAUUUAUACCUGUCGUACGGCUACAUAUAUUUCAUCAUUACACCAUUACUGAAGAUAUUGUCAGUUCUGUUGUUAUGCAGCCAUAUUGGACACCAUAUUGAAUAUUUACAAAAUGCUCAAGGUUGACAAGUUUGGAUCCCUCGGACCUCAGUCAGCACCUUUCACAGAUGUAAAAAAAACCCAUUGAGAACAAUUGCGGGUACCGAACUGCAAGGUUAAGUGCCAUGGCAAACAUAUUAUAAAGCAUUGUUAGGCAGGGGCGGAUUAUGGGGGGGGGGGGUGUCCCAGUCCCACCAUGGCCACCCCCUCCCCCCAAAUCCCAACCCCACUACGUAGAUCUAAAUUGAUGUCCACGUAAAAUUUAUAAUUUCAAAUUAUAAACAUUUACAUAUUGUUUCGGAACCCACCCACCCCUUAGAUAAAGCAUAAUCUGCCCCUGAUAGGACGAAUGAAAAUGAAAUAUGUAUACUUUAAACUAUAUUAGUUAGUAGUAAUAAGAAUUGUGGUUUAGUCGUAGAUAUACGUUUACGUGGAAAACUACGUCCACGAUGUUUAGUGCAACUGAUUCCCAUCCUGUGCAGUAUAAAGAUGUAUCAUCCUGAAAGUAGCUCCCCUAUAUAUGAGGCACCUGACUGUCACUGCACGAUCUUCGACAUUGUCGAGAUAUCCCUUUGACACUGCCUUUUGCAGAUGAUGAUAACUAGUUUAACGUGCCCAUCCUGACUCGAGUUGUGUGAAUAUUUAUAUAAUUUGGAGCAUUUUUAGAAGAACAGUCCAAAAAUAAAUAAGAGAAAGAAGAGU